This is a messenger RNA of Rosa rugosa (rugosa rose), 608 nucleotides long. Its product is annotated as endoglucanase 2-like. Gene Ontology annotation, biological process: carbohydrate metabolic process. The transcript has 2 exons. Gene Ontology annotation, molecular function: hydrolase activity, hydrolyzing O-glycosyl compounds. Bases 18 to 410 code for a protein of 130 amino acids. Lineage: Eukaryota; Viridiplantae; Streptophyta; Magnoliopsida; Rosales; Rosaceae. The record is from RefSeq and is a predicted model, not a curated record.
UUACGUCUCAGACUGAAAUGCUGUAUUGUGAUGGGAAAAUUUACAAACCUGAAGAUCUUCGUAGCUUCGCCAUCUCUCAGGCAGAUUACGCGUUGGGAAAAAAUCCGAUGAAGAUGAGUUAUCUUGUAGGGCAUGGGGGUAACUACCCUCAACAAGUGCACCAUAGGGGAUCUUCCAUUCCGGUUGAUGCAGACACUGGCUGCAGAGAUGGGUUUAAAUGGCUGUACUCCCCCGAUCAGAAUCCAAAUGUAGCUGUUGGUGCCCUGGUUGGUGGCCCUUUUCAGAAUGAUAGCUAUAUGGAUAUCAGGAACAAUUCAAAGCAAGGUGAACCAAGCACUUACAAUAGUGCUCUCAUUGUUGCCCUGCUGUCUGGCUUAGUUUCCACUUCUUCGGUGCCCAAGCACUUAUAAUGAAAGCACUUAGCCACCUUGUAUCAUAUGUAGAAAUUUUGUGUGUACUUGUUUAUAGCUCCUACCCUUUUUAGUGUUAGAGGUAGAGAAUCUCAUAGUAAUACCAGAAGUGAUUCUGACCAAUUUUCCUGGAAGUGUAAAUAUGAGUUUCAGUAAUGUAAGUAGUUUUUGUUGAAAUGCCAAUUCAUUUAGUUCAGA